AUGCCUGUUACUCGGUCAAAACGUACCAUCAAGACUGAGGCCGUUUCGCCUUCCCCCACAAAAGUCACCAAGAUCAAGAAGGAAUCGGUUACCAGGUCUCCCAAGAAGCCCAAGAGAAACAUUGAGGAGCUCUUCCAGGUAACCGAGGUGCCUGCUGAUCUUCUGAUUCCGCAAAGUUACGUUGAUCACCAUGUCGAGGACUUUGUCAAGGGUGUCAAAUACAUUAUCUCCAAAGACCCCACAUUGUACCCAGUGAUCGUGCAUUCUCCGUUCGAAGUGUUCGCUAAGAAGGAGGUUCCCGUGCUUCUGGAUCAGGAGAAGAUACACAAUUACUGGUACGCGUUGAUCAAGUCCGUGUUGGGUCAGCAAAUCUCUGGCUCUGCUGCUAAGGCUAUUGAGGUGAGAUUCAACCAAUUGCUUGAAGGCAAUUGCAAUCCGCAGGCGGUGUUGGAUCAUGAUCCCGAGAAGCUCAGAUCCGUUGGACUCCUGGGCCAAAAGCUCAAGUACAUCACGCAUAUCAGCGAAGUUUUCAACACUCCAGGAACGAAACUUACAGACCCGCAGUUCUACAAGGACAGUACCAAUGACGAGCUUGUGGAGGAGCUUACAAAACUAAAGGGUAUCGGGGAGUGGCUGGCUAAGAUGUUCUCUGUUUUCACCCUCAAGGAGCUUGAUAUUUUUGCCUAUGAUGAUUUAGGAGUGGCACGAGGCGUCUCUCGAUACUUGGCCAAUCGACCCCAGCUUCUCCAGGAAGUGAAAGACGGGGUGCAUGCUGUAGAGGUGCUCAAAGCGGGACUCAAGAAGAAAGGCAAGUUCAUGACGCCUAGUUCCAAGAGAGACUGGACACCGCUCCAUGACGAGUAUGUCAACUGGUGUUCAUGCUUAUAA
Candidozyma pseudohaemuli is the source of this 888-nucleotide messenger RNA. RefSeq names its product DNA-3-methyladenine glycosylase II. The transcript has 2 exons. Gene Ontology annotation, biological process: DNA alkylation repair; base-excision repair; base-excision repair, AP site formation. The coding region runs from base 1 to 888 and encodes 295 amino acids. The record is from RefSeq and is a predicted model, not a curated record. Lineage: Eukaryota; Fungi; Ascomycota; Pichiomycetes; Serinales; Metschnikowiaceae. Gene Ontology annotation, cellular component: protein-DNA complex; nucleus. Gene Ontology annotation, molecular function: alkylated DNA binding; DNA-3-methyladenine glycosylase activity; DNA-7-methylguanine glycosylase activity.